GCCCACAGAUCCGGUUCUGAGGACUUCACAGGGAGACUGGUCUCAUGAAUGGAGUGCGAGUCCCGGCCGCAGCCAGAACCUGCUGGUUUUCAGCUUUAAACUCUGAGGAAAAACAACUUUAAUGAACUUUUCAUGGACUGAGACUGACUGAACAGUUCACAGCGACAUGGAUCAGGACUGGGAGACUGGGAGAGCCUGACGAGGAGCAGAGGUCAAAGGGCAACAGCGAGGGACCAUCUGUGGCUGGAUAACACAGAGCUGCCAGAUCCUGCAAUGCCAGAAGAAGCUACUAAGGAUGCCAUGAGAGCUCCGGCUACCUCGGAGAAGACCAACAACAACGAGCAGCCGGCAGUCGCCGUGACGGCGGUGAACAUCCCCCGGGUGAAUGAAGUCCAGCUGACCGCAGCCACCGGCGGCGCCGAGCUGUCCUGCUAUCGCUGCACCGUCCCGUUCGGUGUGGUGGUCCUCAUCGCAGGCAUCGUGGUCACUGCGGUGGCCUACAGCUUCAACUCGCACGGCUCCACCAUCUCUUACUUUGGCUUGGUGCUCCUCUCGGUCGGACUGGUGCUCUUAGCGUCCAGCGUUGUCUGCUGGAAGGUGAGGCUGGAGAGGAAGAAGGAGAGGCGACGGGAGAGCCAAACCGUUCUCGUCACAAACCAAAGGAGCAUUUUUAGUUGAGCCUGUAGCUCCAGCUGGUCUCCUGAGUCUACAAAGCGUCUGAAGGUGUUUUUUGAUGGUGAACCAGCUGGAACCAGAGGUUACUCAGCACAUGUUGGAUUCACAAGCUGUGAAAACUCAGACCGCAGACUCUCAAAGCCCAGAACUCACGGCUUUGAAGGCACGGUCAGGGAUUUAUUUGUCAAACUGACGUCGAGCAUCUGGUGAGCUGGGAAUGCAGCCAGGAGGAAUGAAUCACAAUUAAGAUGAAUGACCACCGUGCACAGCGGUGAGGAGGAAGUUUCCCAUCAAUCUGCCGCCGCAUGAGGCGGUUUUGAUUGUGAUGGGGUGGAUUAUGAAAACUGAAAUCCCACGGAGGAGGACGGAAACGGACUGGAGAGUCCAGGAAAGUUAUUCACACCUCAUUUAUUGCACAUAUUUGUUGAUAAAGUCUCAUAUUUCACGGUUCAGGGAACUCGGCUGUGAUGGAGGACGGUACGCGGUAUCUGAACGUCAGAUUAGAGGGCACAUAAUUUAACCAUAAACACGUAUUCUCUUCAAGCACUUUGUUCUUAUUUGAUAUUAUUCAUCUUUAAAAAAAUAAAUGUAACAAGUGAGAUGUUUUGAAACAUUU
This is a messenger RNA of Nematolebias whitei (Rio pearlfish), 1291 nucleotides long. RefSeq names its product transmembrane protein 100a (gene tmem100a). Bases 274 to 678 code for a protein of 134 amino acids. The transcript is spliced from 2 exons. The record is from RefSeq and is a predicted model, not a curated record. Gene Ontology annotation, biological process: cellular response to BMP stimulus. Lineage: Eukaryota; Metazoa; Chordata; Actinopteri; Cyprinodontiformes; Rivulidae.